Molecule: messenger RNA, 1809 nt
Organism: Synchiropus splendidus (mandarinfish)
Lineage: Eukaryota; Metazoa; Chordata; Actinopteri; Syngnathiformes; Callionymidae
Gene: serinc1
Product: serine incorporator 1
Exons: 10
Coding region: 132-1505 (457 amino acids)
Cellular component (GO): membrane
Source: RefSeq, a predicted model, not a curated record
CGAGUAUCGAUAGAAGAAGAGUAGGAACAAAACAAGCUUGAGCAUCCAUCUUCUUUAACAGUAUCACGACCAUUUUCGGAGAAGUAAACACCAAUCUCUGACUUUCGACUGAGCUCCAACACCAAGUCACCAUGGGAUCUGUGCUCGGUCUGUGCUCAAUGGCCAGCUGGAUCCCUUGCCUGUGUGGCAGUGCCCCCUGUCUGCUGUGUAGCUGCUGUCCCAAUGGAAACAACUCCACUGUGACUCGCCUCAUCUACGCCUUCUUUCUCUUGCUGGGGGUAGGAGUGGCGUGCAUAAUGCUCAUGCCAGGCAUGGAGAGUCACCUGAAGAAGAUUCCUGGUUUCUGUGAAGGGGGUGCAGGCACCUCUGUGGUGGAGGGCCACGUCAACUGCGAUGUUUUGGUGGGCUACAAGGCAGUGUACCGUGUGUGCUUUGGUAUGGCCAUGUUUUUCCUGCUGUUCUCACUGAUCAUGAUCAAAGUGAAGAGCAGCAAGGAUCCUCGCGCCGCUCUGCACAAUGGGUUCUGGUUCUUCAAGUUUGCAGCUGCAACUGCGAUUGUGGUUGGAUCCUUCUUCAUCGCUGAUGGCUCCUUUACAACAGUCUGGUUUUACGUGGGUAUGGCUGGAGCCUUCUGCUUCAUUCUCAUUCAGCUGGUUUUACUCAUCGACUUUGCACACUCCUGGAACGAGUCUUGGGUGGACAACAUGGAGGAGGGAAACUCUCGCUGCUGGUACGCAGCACUGCUGUCCGUCACUGCCGUCAACUACCUGCUGUCUCUGCUUGCACUGGUCUUGUUCUUCAUUUAUUACACUCGCCCAGACAACUGCACUGAAAACAAGGUCUUCAUCAGCAUCAACAUGCUGCUCUGCAUUGCUGCCUCCGUCAUGUCUGUGCUUCCUCAAAUUCAGGAGUCCCAGCCACGUUCCGGCCUGCUCCAGUCAUCCCUGGUGACGCUCUACACCAUGUACUUGACCUGGUCUGCCAUGACAAAUGAGCCUGACAGGCAGUGUAACCCGAGCCUUCUGGGUAUCAUUGGUAUGAACACGACAAGUCAUGCCACUCAGGAGACAGUGGUUCAGUGGUGGGAUGCUCAGGGCCUUAUUGGAUUAGCCCUCUUCCUGAUGUGCGUCCUCUACUCCAGUAUCCGUAACUCGUCCAAUACACAAGUUAACAAGCUGACACUUACCAGUGACGAGUCAGCUCUGAUUGAAGAUGGACCUCAACCUGACAGCAUUGAAGAGGGUAGCAGUUUAAGCCGAGUGGUGGACAACGAGAAGGAUGGUGUCACCUACUCCUACUCCUUCUUUCACUUCAUGCUCUUUCUGGCUUCGCUUUACAUCAUGAUGACACUGACCAACUGGUACAGCCCGGACUCUAACUAUGAGGUAAUGACCAGUAAGUGGCCAUCUGUGUGGGUGAAGAUCUCAUCAAGCUGGAUCUGCAUCGCCCUCUAUGUGUGGACCCUGGUGGCCCCGUUGGUUCUGGUCAACCGAGACUUCGACUGAGUGCGCCAGCUUUUGGCUACACCACUAAAUGUAUAGAGCUGCAUGCUUUUCCGUGUUUUCACAUUUACAGCAGAUGCAAAAGUGCUCUAGUGUCUGGAAGUUAAAGUACACUUGGUUUGUUGUGUUCACAUGUAGUUGUAACGCUCUACUGUGAUCCUGAUCUUUAUGUUCCUUAUUUGCUCUCAAUAUUUAAUGAGUGUUGUGGCUCAGUGGUUCUUGUAAAGUCUGCUUUGAGAUGUGACUUGUCUGUCCUUCACCCGCGGUCAUUUUAGAACUUGCUAAAAUAAAUCAAACCAGAAACCUA